Molecule: messenger RNA, 489 nt
Organism: Dendrobium catenatum
Lineage: Eukaryota; Viridiplantae; Streptophyta; Magnoliopsida; Asparagales; Orchidaceae
Product: eukaryotic peptide chain release factor GTP-binding subunit ERF3A-like
Exons: 1
Biological process (GO): translation
Cellular component (GO): translation release factor complex
Molecular function (GO): translation release factor activity; GTP binding; GTPase activity
Source: RefSeq, a predicted model, not a curated record
AUGGAGGUGGUCCGAAGAGCCAAGAUAGCCGUCCAAUCACCCGCCCUCCUGAACGACGAGGAUGUGAACGAUUGGAGCAAAGAGGACAACGAUUCUGUAAAGGAGGCUACGUUACCUGCCGCUCCGAUCGUCGUCAUGGAUUCACCGCCUCUUGUACUCGCUCAGCGCUACCAUGAGGAGAUAGAAUCAAACCUCCAGGAGUUGCAAUUGGAGAAAAAAGAGAUGAAGUUGCUUGGACAUGAGGAAAUUGAAGAUCUUGGGGAAAAAGAAGAAGAGAAAAAGCGGCAUUUGAAUGUUGUUUUCAUCGGGCAUGUUGAUGCAGGUAAGUCAACAACUGGAGGGCAGUUACUUCUCCUCAGUGGCCAGGUUGAUGAACGAACUAUUCAGAAGUAUGAGAAGGAGGCAAAGGAAAAAAACCGAGAGAGCUGGUAUAUGGCUUAUAUUAUGGACACUAAUGAGGAAGAACGCAUAAAGGGAAAAACUGUGGAG